GAUCUUUGGCAGGUCUCCAAUGCCAGAUCGACCAAGAAGGGGACGUGCCUUACGUACAGGAAUACGGAAUUGCUGCCAGUGACCAAUGAGCAUGGACGAGUAUAAACAGGGCUCACAUGCGUGCUUCAACAACACAGGAACAGAAUUGCUGCCAAAGGUCAUUAAGCCUGGACGAGUUAAGUAUAAAUAAAGCUCCAUCAAGGGCUAAACCUUUAUCUCGAAAAUCCUUCGAGGAGCAGUAUCAUCUACGGAAACAAGUAAAGAAACCAUUGAUUAUUCUAACAACAAUAUGUCUUUGAUGAAGAUAGCGUUGAUGGCUUGCCUUCUGGUGUUAGUUCGAGGCGAUGUGCCAUCUUGCUGUCCCGAAAACAAAAGCCCUAGUGGGGGACCAAGUAACAACCCAAAUGCUGUAGUUUGCAAAUUUGAGAGGUCAUCACUCUCUCUGAAGUGCGAAAAGGGCAGCUCAUCGCAUACCUGUAAGGUUGUCAAAGCCACUGGCAAAACGGAAGCGGACCAGAAGGGCCCCACCCCUUAUGGCGAAUAUUUGAUUGGCAAUUAUCACACCAGCACGACCUAUUCCGGGCUGGACUGGUAUAAGCUUUAUCCUAAGAAGGAAGACAAUUCCGGCUAUUAUGGGUAUUGGUCAGCUAACAACCUGGGUCGUUCAACCAUGGGCCUUCACCCAGGAAGAGUGUCUUGGGGGUGUGUGACCGUUGAUGCAAGCAACUGUAACAGCGGUGGCUACGAUUGCUACAACAGAGAUUCGUGCUGGACGCAGAUCAAGAGUAUCGUUAGCAGCGGCAGCAUGACUUACAGGAAGUCAACAUACUCCGGCAUACUCUAUGUCGUAUGAGAGCAGUUUUCAAUUAAUCAAAAAACACUAUAGAUUUUGAUUGCGCUCUUAUUUGGCUGGAAAUGUUACUAACAUUUUUCACUGAUUUUGCAUGAUUGUCUGACCAGACCUUUUGCUUGAAAAACAUGACGUAUACAGUAUCGUUGACCAUUCCAUGGUCCUCUGCAAAAAAGCUGGAUCAUUCUAUUUCUCAAAGCGUUGAUAUUUUUUUACCGACUCGGCAUGAAAACUAUAGAAAAAUGUAAAUGUAAGUUCCAUCAAAUAAACAUUUAAGUUACAAAA
Nematostella vectensis (starlet sea anemone) is the source of this 1135-nucleotide messenger RNA. RefSeq lists its product as uncharacterized. The coding region runs from base 290 to 853 and encodes 187 amino acids. The record is from RefSeq and is a predicted model, not a curated record. The transcript has 4 exons. NCBI's taxonomy places the organism in Eukaryota, Metazoa, Cnidaria, Anthozoa, Actiniaria, Edwardsiidae.